Molecule: messenger RNA, 642 nt
Organism: Cylicocyclus nassatus
Lineage: Eukaryota; Metazoa; Nematoda; Chromadorea; Rhabditida; Strongylidae
Source: the annotation of a GenBank genome assembly
AUGUCUUCACACUAUUACUUUGUGCUGAUUCUAUACCUAAGUCACAUCAUCGUCUCCUGUUCUGGAUUUGACGCUAUUACCACGAAAAGCACCUUACUGGAAAAGCUGAUUAAAUCCACGAGUCAAGGUGAUGAUUGCCCGGGACGCUCUCCAUUGAGACAUCUGUGUUUGCCCUGCAAAGCUGUCGUACAUUUCUGGCAGUCAACGAUAGAAAACGAAGUCAUAGUUCGGAAGAGCAUGAUCCAAACUUGUUCAAUCGUACUGCACCCACACAGCUUUCUUUGCAAAGCUGCACUGGAAGUCUUUUUCUUGUUUAUGAAACAUACAAGCGAUGAAAGAAUCUGUCAGCAUCUCCUGAUCUGCGAGUUGAAUGCACAUCCCCAAACAAUGAGCAGUCAAGUUUUGAAUGCACAUGAAGACAGUGUUCUUCAGAUAUUGAGAAACAAAAUUGUCGGAAACUACAAUAGUACGACAGGAUUAAGCACUAAAGAAAAGAAUGAUCUAAUCAGAAGAGUUGCCGACAAGCUGUUUACUACUACAAAAACUUCACAUCUAGAAGAGGUGGACAAAAUCAACCUGUUAUCUCUUUUCCAUAGAUUUCUUGAUGCGGUGGACUAUCACUUUUCUGCAAAACAAAGUUAA